GGAAUGAUAUAGGAGUGGUUUAUUAUUUCACUUUCCGACCGGAGGAAAAAUUAAACCACCUCGACUCGAGCAGCCACUGUUUCCCUCAUCAUCAUCAUUUCUGCGGAUAAACAUGAGCUUCCAGAGAGUUCCCCGGAGCUGAAGGCCUGAUCGGGAAUGCCGGAGUCCACAGAGAGUGCCUUCUCCCUGGUCUGCUGAUACAGCGACGCCGCGUGUCGUGAUUGAAGGAUCUGCCCUGCUGUUACACAUACACACACACACACACACACACACACACACACACACACACACACACACACUCUCUCUCACGUCUGCGUCGUCAUGUUGGCCGUCCUGCUGUUUUCUCUGCUGGCGCUUCAGUCUCACGCUCUGGAUGUGCGUGUCCCAGAAUCCCCUGUGGUGGCUCUGUUCGGGUCGGAUGCGCUGCUGAACUGCUCUUUUUCGGGUGUUUCUGCGUUCAAUCUGUCGGACGUGAGUGUGUUCUGGCAGCUUUCGGACACCAAGCGCUCCGUCCACAGUUUCUGGCAGAGUCAGGAUCAGCUGACGGAUCAGGACGAGCGUUUCUCCGGCCGCACCACGCUGUUUCCGGAUCAGCUGAUGGAUGGAAAUGCCUCACUGCGCAUCAGGAAAGUGCGUGUGGCGGAUGAGGGCACUUACUCCUGCUUCGUUAGGGUGCAGUCGUAUGGGAGCGCAGCCGUCAUCAUGCAGGUGGCAGCUCCGUUCUCCAAGCCGCUGGUGUCCUGGGACUCGGACUCCAGCCUGAAGCCGGGCGAUGCGGUGUCCCUGAGCUGUGUGGCGUACGGUGGAUUCCCGCAGGCGCAGCUCCUGUGGCAGGACGGAUCCGGACACAACCUGACAGAGAACAUCACCGUCUCCCAGCUGGCCAACGAGGAGGGGUUAUUCAGCAUCAGGAGCGUCCUGAGCGUGCAUUUGGAGCCCAACAGCACAUACAGCUGCAGAAUCACCAACCCACUGCUGGGGGACGAGAGCCAGGCCUCGGUCACCAUCACCGGCCAGCCUCUGGUGUUUCCUCCAGUGGCUCUGUGGGUGACUGUGGCUCUGGCCGUGUGUUUGUUGGCUCUGCUCAUCGCUCUGGCCGUCGUCUGCCGCAGGAAAAUCAAGGAGAGCUGUGAGGAGAUGAGAGCCGAGGAGGAAGCAAAGGAACUGGAGGAAGCCAAAGUAUUAGAAGAAGCCAAAUCAGAAGUGACUCCUCUGAAGAGCUAAAGCUGAAGCUCAGGCUGACGAACUGAUGCUCAGUGAGAGACUCAGCAGAAUCACGGAUGUCGUAAGGGAUCAAACACACACACACAGACACACACACACACACACGGACACCAGAAACGUCCCUUUUCCACACGUGUCUGCAUUAGACUCCUGUGUGCAUGAGGAUGAAGAAAAAACCCUGACGCUGAAACACUCGACUGUCAUCAAAGUUCUGGAGAGUUACGUAAUAAUGAGACUUUUCUAAUCACAAGAAAUGCAUUACUUUAAAAAUUAAGUUAUAAUAUUUUAGUUACUUUAAAAAAAUGUAAUGCAAGUUACUUCUUAGUUUAAUUAAUUAACUUUUAAACAAUACGUUGCUGAAUUUUAAAUGAAUGUUGUUGAAUUCUGCACUGGAUGAGAGAAUGCAGGAAUGGACAGAACACAUGGAUGAGGAGGAAAAGGGGAUUAUAGUCUCAUUGGACUGUGAUGUUCUGUGUGUGUGUGUGUGUGUGUUUGUGUGUGAUGUUUAUCAAUCAUCGUGUGCAAAUCAAAUCAGCAAAACCCCAAACCCUUGAGGCAGGAGAGCAGCUCCACAGACCGCUCCAGCUUCACACUCUUCGUUUGUAUUCAACAGGUACUUUUAAUUGUGGGUUUUCUGUCGUCUGAAAUGUGCCACAGUAUUUGGAGGCCUUAUUGUAGACAUCGCUGUGCCGGACUGUUACUGCGUAUGUAAAUUAAAUGAUCUCAUUCUUAAA
Messenger RNA from Danio aesculapii, 1958 nucleotides. RefSeq names its product CD276 molecule (gene cd276). The record is from RefSeq and is a predicted model, not a curated record. Lineage: Eukaryota; Metazoa; Chordata; Actinopteri; Cypriniformes; Danionidae. Bases 322 to 1224 code for a protein of 300 amino acids. The transcript is spliced from 8 exons.